Messenger RNA from Arabis nemorensis, 831 nucleotides. The record is from the annotation of a GenBank genome assembly. Lineage: Eukaryota; Viridiplantae; Streptophyta; Magnoliopsida; Brassicales; Brassicaceae.
AUGAGAGGAUUACAUCAGAAGAUUCUACUGAUGGUUAUAGUAGUUGUAGCCGCGGUUCGCGGUGAAGAGGGUGGUGGGUUCGUGACAUGGGCCAAUAACUACUACGUGACAUGGGGACAUCAACCUUUGGUUCUUAAUGAAACCUCUGAGCUCCAACUAACCCUGGAUCAUACCUCUGGGUCCGGGUUUGAAUCCUACUCGAUAUACGGAUCAGGAUCUUUCAACAUGAAAAUCAAGGCACCACAAACCAAGUCUACGGGACUCGUUACUUCCUUCUACAUACAGUCCAGAUCAAGCCGCCAUGACGAGCUCUGUUUCCAGAUUUUGGGAAGCAUUGGUCCACCGUAUUUGCUGAAUACAAAUAUGUUUCUGUACGGUGAAGGAGACAAAGAUCAGAGGUUUCGUCUCUGGUUUGAUCCAACCAAGGAGUACCAUUCCUAUAGGCUUCUUUGGAACCCACAUCAAAUUGUGUUUUAUGUAGACGAUACACCGAUCCGGGUGUACAGGAAGAAUCCAGAUAUUUACUAUCCAUCGGUGCAGACGAUGUUCAUAAUGGGAAGUGUGCAAAACAGAUCGAUAAUCGAUCCCAAGCAGACGCCUUAUACUGCUAAGUUCCAGGCAUCAAAGCUUGAAGGGUGUGUAACUACAUUUUUCGGCAUAGAGAAAUGCACUGGUCCUACAUUCUGGUGGAAUCGCAAAGAGAAUUGGCAGCUAAGCUCUAGAGAGAGGAAACUGUAUACAAAUGCAAGGAAGGUGUACCUGGAUUAUGACUAUUGCUCUGACAGAAAGCGAUAUCCAAAGGUGCCUCAAGAAUGCAGAAGUUACAGUUAG